GUUGUAGACGAAACUGGUAGAAGAGAAAAACGUGUUUAGAAAGCUGUCUUAUGCGAAUUUUCAAAUAAUUAUGAAUAGAAAAAAGCAAAAAUCCUCGGAUGACGUGGAGGAAGAGCUUACAUUGGAGACUGUUCUAGAUCUUGGGGGUGAAAAGGAAGAUUAUAACCUCUUGAAAGAUGUUGAAGAUUGCGAUGUGUUAGAAUUUGAAGAGGAUUUCGAAGCCGAACCUAUUAAAAGAGAUGAUAUUAGAAGUUUUAUUAAAAAUUUGGGAAUAAAAGAACAUCGUGAAGAGUUUUAUGGCGAUACUGAUGAUAAAAAGAAGAAAGAACAAACUAAAGUAAAAGAAACUAAUGAUAAGAAAAAAGAGGAAGAUACACUUGAAAAGAAGAAGAAAAAUAAAAAUAAAUUCAAGUCGGACGACGAGGAAAAGAAAGGAAGAAAGCAAGAAAAGCUUAAAAAUACUAAUAACUUACAAAACCGAAAACAUUUAUUAUUUAAAGAUGUUGAUAUAUGGUCAUUUGAUGAGGAAAAUACUUCGUCCAGUCAAGAUGUUGAACUUGGCCCCGAUUAUAUAGAAAAGACUAAAACUUAUACUUGGAAAAUAUUUGAUGAAGAAGUCAAUGCAUACCAAAAAGAACGAGACAAGAGAAAAAGUUCACAGAAUAAAUGGAUGAAGACUGUUCUUUCUGGAGGAACUUUAAAAGAUAAAACUGCAGCAUUAACUCUAUUAAUUCAAGAGUCACCUUUGCACAAUCUUCCAAAUUUAGAUAAUUUAAUUAAUAUGGUAAAGAAAAAGGGAAGAAGAGAAGCUAUGAUUGCUCUAGAUACGCUUAGAGAACUUUUCAUAUCUGAUCUGUUACCAGAAAGAAAGCUAAGGGAUUUUGAACAGUGUCCAUUAAAUGAUGCUGAAAUAAAAGCUGGUAUGAGUAAAGAUGAUCGAGAUAAAAAACUCAUCUUUUGGAUGUAUGAAAGUGAAUUAAAGAAGAAAUACAAUGAAUUUGUUAACGCGUUAAGUGCUCAUUUAAAUGAUCAAAUAAGUGGUACGAAACAAAAAGCCCUUGGCACUGUAUCGGAAUUACUUGUUAAAAAACCUGAACAGGAAAAACAACUGUUGGCACUUAUGGUUAAUAAACUAGGUGAUCCAGAUUAUAAAGUAGCUUCAAAAGCAUGUUAUUAUUUAACAAGAUUACUUGUUAAUCAUCCAAAGAUGAAUAGUAUAGUUGUUGAUGAGGUAGAAAGGCUUUUAUACAGAGCAAACAUUGCUGUGAAAGCUCAAUAUUAUUCAAUAUGCUUUUUAAAUCAAAUUCAUUUUCAAAAAGAUGAAAAAAAUCUGGCUUCAAGACUGUUAAAAACAUACUUUUCCUUUUUUAAGGCAUUUGUCCAAAAGAAGGAUGUGGAUAAUAAAAUUAUGAGCGCACUUUUAAUUGGUGUGAAUAGAGCUUUUCCCUUCGCAAAAGAUGAUCAAACAAAUAUUCUUUCCGAAAUCGAACCGUUAUACAAGCUGAUUCACACUGUCAACUUUAAUACAAGUUUACAAGCAUUAAUGUUAUUAUAUCAGGUUAUGGAUGCAAGCGACAAUAUAAGUGAUCGAUAUUAUAUGGCUUUGUAUAGGAAGAUGUUAGAUCCCGCUUUAAAAAAUUCUUCAAAACAAGUACAAUUCUUGAAUAUUCUAUUCAAGAGUAUUAGAAAAGAUACAUCGGAAAAGCGAGUUAAAGCGUUUGUUAAGAGAUUAUUAGCGAUUUGUUGUGUUAAUUCUCCUAAUUUUAUUUGCGGUGCUCUGUUGAUUGUUAGUGAGAUUUGCUCAGAAAAGAAAAAUUUACUUGUUACUGAAAAGUAUGAUGAGGAUUCGGAUGACGAAGAACGUUUCGAAGAUCAAGCAGACGAAGAAGACGAAACGAAAGAAAAGGAAAAUGGAAUUGAUAGCGUCGAUGUAAAAUCUCCAACUAAUAAGUCAUCAUGGAUUCAUAAGAAAAAUUUAGGGACAACUCAGGAAACUUCAACUUAUCAACCAAAUGUUAGAAACCCAUUGUACUGUAAUGCGGAUCAUGAAUGUGUGUGGGAAUUACAAAAAUUAGAAGCUCAUUAUCAUCCUUCAGUCUCUCUAUUUGCAAAAAAUUUACUUAAUAAUGAAAAAAUUAAAUAUGGGGGGGAUCCACUAAACGAUUUUACCCUUAUUAGAUUUUUAGAUAGAUUUGUAUUUAGAAAUCCUAAAAAGCACUUGAAAGAUCCUGAGGAGAAGAAAGAAAAGAAGAAACAAAAAAAUUACAAUGACAUUGCCGUUAACAGUGAAGAAUUCGCAAAGAAAAAAGAAGAGGAUGUUUCUGUUAAUGAUGUAUUCUUUCAUCGGUAUUUUACCCAACAAUCCGCUAAAUAUAAGUCUGGAGGAGCAGGUAGUGAUGAUGAUGAUGUCAGCGAUGACGAAUUUGAAGACUUUUUGGAUGGAGUGAAAAAGAGUAAGAAAACUACUAAGAAGAAAUCGAAAAAAGACGACGACGACUAUGAUGAUAAUAGCGAUGAGGAUGCUGAUAUAGAUAGCGAUGAAGAUAUUGAUUUAGGCAGUGAUGAAGAUAUCGAUAUGGGUAGUGCGGAGGAAGAUUUUGAGGAUGAAAUGGAUGAUAUUGAUGAUGAAGGCGACGAAGACGAUUCGGACGAUUUCGAAGAAUUUGAGGCAAAAUCUAAUAAGAAAAAUAAAAAGAAACAAGACUUAUCGGAUUUAUUUGCUGACGCUGAAGAGUUUGCGGAAUAUCUGGAGGAAGGAGCAACAAAUAAAAGUCAUGGAACUAUGUCUAGUGAUUAUGUAAAUAAAGAUAAUUCUUCUAUUAAACAAUUAAAAUGGGAGAGGAAAAGAGAAGGUCAAGGCAAAAAGAGAAAAGGAAAGAAUACUGGUAAAAAACCUAACAAGAAAAGACGGAAAUAG
This is a messenger RNA of Dimorphilus gyrociliatus, 2917 nucleotides long. The record is from the annotation of a GenBank genome assembly. Lineage: Eukaryota; Metazoa; Annelida; Polychaeta; Dinophilidae.